Messenger RNA from Zymoseptoria tritici IPO323, 436 nucleotides. RefSeq lists its product as uncharacterized. The transcript has 4 exons. The record is from RefSeq and is a predicted model, not a curated record. Lineage: Eukaryota; Fungi; Ascomycota; Dothideomycetes; Mycosphaerellales; Mycosphaerellaceae. Bases 14 to 253 code for a protein of 79 amino acids.
CUCGAUAUCCAGCAUGGGCGCCCAAGGCGGUGUCGAGUAUUCAGAGGAUGUGCCAGAUAACAAGUUCUCUGUCUGGUGUUUCGGACACAAAAGAAUUCCUCGCACCAAAGGCACAACGACAUACGCCAUCGCGCCGAACCGCGUGCGAAUCGGCUACCUCUUCUACAACAAGGCGGGUUCUCGAACACCAUUCGAAGAUCUAGGAACCAGUUCCUGUAUGUCGUGCCACCUCUCGUGGCGGCGUACUGGUUGAUGGAGUGGGCGAAUGAAAGAAACCAUUACCUCAAUUGCAAAGCCGGGCGGGCGCUGUUCGAACAGGAGGGGUAGCCAGCGUGAAUGUCCCAACAGCCAAACUUCGGGCAUGAUCGCACUGUGAACAAAUCAGCAACUCCGACAAAGCAGAUCAUGCUCUCAGCCGGGACAAAUCAGGUCAGAC